This is a messenger RNA of Rotaria sordida, 1503 nucleotides long. The record is from the annotation of a GenBank genome assembly. NCBI's taxonomy places the organism in Eukaryota, Metazoa, Rotifera, Eurotatoria, Philodinida, Philodinidae.
AUGAGUAAUAUUUACAUUCAAGAACCAGCUACUCGUGGAAAAGUUGUUUUAGAUACAACAGUUGGUGAUAUUGAAAUUGAACUUUUCUCUAAAGAAUGUCCAUUAGCAUGUCGAAAUUUUCUUCAAUUAUGUAUGGAUGGUUAUUAUGAUGGUACAGUUUUUUAUCGAGUUGUACCAAAUUUUAUUGCACAAGGUGGCGAUCCAACUGGUACAGGUGAAGGAGGUGAAUCAGCAACUGGUGCAUUCUUUCCAGAUGAAUUUCAUACACGUUUACGUUUUAAUCGUCGUGGUCUUGUUGGUAUGGUUAAUCAUGGACCAAAUACAAAUGCUAGUGAAUUCUUUUUUACAUUGGGUAGUGCUCCGGAACUCGAUAAAAAGAAUACAUUAUUUGGCAAAGUUGUUGGUAAUACAUUAUUUAAUAUGUUGAAAUUAGGUGAAGGAGAAAUUAUUGGUGAAACACCUGUACAUAAACAUAAAAUAAUCAAAGCAGAGAUUAUAUCAAAUCCAUUUGAUAAUAUGGUAUCUCGUCCUCGAGCUAAACCACAAAUGAUUGAUGAUGAUGAAACGAAUAAAAAAUCUAAAGAAACCGUACAUGCUAAAGCAAUCAAAAAUUAUGGUCUUCUUUCAUUUGGAAAUGAAGCUGAAGAAGAUGAAGAAGAAAUAACAAAAAUUUCAAUGACAUUUAAACAAAAAGGAACUGGAAAAAGUGCACAUGAUUUAACUGAUGAUUCAACAUUAAGUAAAAAUACAGUUCUAUUAGUUGAAUAUAAUGAAGAAAGUGAUGAAGAAUUACCUAUAGAAAAACAAAAUUUUAAAUUAAAAGAAAAAAGUGAUGGAGAUUUUGAUAAAGAAGAACUUGAUCGUGUACGACAAAAAUUUAAUGAAAAAAGAUUAUCUAAACAAGACAAGAAAAAAGCAAUUCAACUUAAUAUUGAUGAUGAUGAUGAUGAUAAUCAAGAAGAUAUUUCAUCGUCAAAAUCAAAUGAAAAUGUUAAAUUUGAAAUUGAACGAUUAAAAAAAGAACUAAAACAAUCAAAAAAAUCAUCAAUACCUAGCAAAUCAUCAGAAGAUAUCGUCCAAGAAGAAACAGAACCUGCACCUUCUCCUACUCAACCAGUUACUGCAAAUAUGUCUGUAUUAAUGGAUGAACUGAUGGCAGGUACAAGACGAAAUAAAAAGAAAAAUCAAAGUAAUGAUUCGAAUUCCAGAGAAUUUCAAACACUUAAUCUAUUAGAAAAAUUUCGUACAAAACUUCAUGCUGCUAAUAAUGAACCAACUAAUGAACUUGUAAAUGAAACAAAAUUAGAACAAAUAGCUGAUAAAGUUCCAGAUCAAAUUUUACAACAUACUUUUGUAUCUGAACAACUUUUAGAUAAUGUUCAAGAUAUUUAUACCAAUGCUGAUUUAUUAACUGUUUAUGAUCCAAGAAAUCCUAUGACUAAACGACGACGAGAUGAAAGUAGUAUGUUACUUCAUCAAAAAAAACAUAAAGGACGUUCAUAG